Macrobrachium nipponense is the source of this 2010-nucleotide messenger RNA. Its product is annotated as phenoloxidase-activating factor 3-like. The transcript has 9 exons. Gene Ontology annotation, biological process: proteolysis. Lineage: Eukaryota; Metazoa; Arthropoda; Malacostraca; Decapoda; Palaemonidae. Gene Ontology annotation, molecular function: serine-type endopeptidase activity. The record is from RefSeq and is a predicted model, not a curated record. Bases 306 to 1400 code for a protein of 364 amino acids.
AUGACGUCACUGCCAGAAAACUUUGGGGUGACCAGCAGUUAAAUUUCACCGCAGCCAGAUCAAAGUUUAAUAAACUGGAAAAGACUCAGUUGAAGAAGACAAAGUCACUCAGAGGCAAUUUUCUUCCUAAUGACUUAUCGACGAACGUCCGCAUAACCGCCAGAGGACCCCAUGAUGAGGCGUGUUUUUUUCUAAAUAGCGGUAUCCGGAAAUCCCAGAGGACUUGGUCACAUGAUGUCUUGGUUAUAUAUAUAAGAGAUCUGGUCACCUGGUGCUGCACUACUCAAUACAACAAACUAGUCAGGAUGGUUUCGUCAAAAUCUAUUUGUGCUGUCAUUUUAAUGCUGAUGGCAACGACGCUAUGUUUUUGCGAAUUUCGGGUCGCAAGGCAAGCAGCAUCCAGUUGCGGUGCCGGGGCCCAGUGCAUUCCCCUGAGAUCCUGCCCCUCGAUUGUAAACUUGCUGCAGGUCCCAACGACGAGCAACCUGCUGAGGGUUAGGGAAGCCCUUUGUGAGAACAGAAGGGGAAACCUGAGGGUAUGUUGCAAUUCGCCAUUGACAGCCGCACCUACUCCGACUACCGUUGCAGAAGGCGCCUUACCUGCGCGGUGCGGAAUCUCACUUUCCUCAAACAGGGUGUUCUUUGGUGAAUUUCCUCCCAUCGGGGCUUACCCUUGGAUGGCUGUUCUUGGUUAUAGAUCUGGUGCUAAUGGAGGUGUGGAGUGGAAAUGUGGAGGCGCCCUCGUCAAUGAGAGAUACGUCCUCACGGCUGCCCAUUGCGUUCUACCAGACCUGCCAUUAGAGGAAAUACGUCUUGGAGAACACAACUUAGAAACUGUCCCUGACUGCACCGACUCCAUUUCGGGGAACAGGAACUGCGCCCUUCGUCAUCAGUCGUUCAAGGUCACCUCAAGGUCGCAGAUUAUAUCUCAUCCUAAUUUCGACACUCGAACACCUGUCAGUGACGACAUCGCGCUCAUUAGGCUGGACAGAAAGGCAACUCUUAACAAUUUCGUUCAGCCCAUCUGUUUGCCUGACGCUCAGUUCACCCCGAAGUCGUUUUUGGGGAACCAGGAGGCCAUCGUAGCAGGGUGGGGCCGAACAGAGCAAGGCUUCGAUUCCAAUAUUUUGAAAAGGACCAAUAUCCCGCUCGUGGAGAUCGAGAGGUGUCAACCUCUUUAUAACGUUAGAUUAAAUGCCGACCAGCUCUGCUUUGGGGGAGUUGGGCGGAGAGACAGUUGCAACGGGGACUCCGGGGGACCUGUCUUCCAGGCUGACCCAAGGGGCAUCAGCUAUUUGAUUGGUAUCGUGUCCUUUGGCAAUCGCUGCGGGGAAGACCCUGCUAUCUACACGAACGUGGUACCCUACAGAUCAUGGAUCAUCCAGAACAUGAGACCAUAAUGCCCAAGGUCCUUUGGAAUGAGGCGUUCUUUCAAGCGUCUGUAGGUAUUCAGCGCCAGACUUCGCGCUGAGUAUCUAUGACUUAUAUAUGUAUAUAUAGUCUGGUGCUAAAUUGAAGUCAUGCCUGAUCGUUAAAGUGAUGUCACUCAAACGAGAACAAAGUUAACUCCAGUAUUGCCACCAAUAUUGGAGGGAAAUUAAUUUCAAAGGCGCCAAACAACGAGCUCGUGAUAUUGUGUCCGCAUAUUUCAAGUAGCCAAAGGCUGCAGUGGACAGACGAGACUCUUCGCUUAAGUCAGGCUGUGAAUUCCAAAGAUUUCCUACGUAUUCGUCUUCGAUUCUCUUGUUCAUCAAAUUGACAGAGAAAUCAUACUCAUUAUUUUUUUUUUUUUUAUAAGAUAAGAUAGAAAUAGACCCAUUUCCACGACCCAUAUACCCACCAGAUGUGUUUACGAGUCGACUCGCAUACCCACCGGCAAAGUACUUGGCUCAUGAGAAAAGGGACGUACUAGAUGUUUUUGAAAGUGAUAUUUAGUUUAAGAACUUGCAGAAAUGUGCCUGCAUGACAGAAACUCUGUACUAUAAACCCAUAAUUAAAAUAAUGAAAUGA